AUGGAAUCUCCCAGGACAGCAAUUGUUACAGGUGGUGCCGAUGGCUUUGGGGCAGCUAUUGUGGACAAGUUCAGCCAAGAAGGCUGGAAAGUCGUCAUUAUAGACCUGAAUAGAUCUGGGGGCGAAGCGAAGGCUCGCGGCGAUCCCAACCUACAAUUUGUCUUCGGCGAUGUAUCGAAGCAAGAGACGUGGGAGACACCACUGCACACAAAGUCCAUGGAGGAAUUUGAUAGGACCUUCAAUGUGAACGUCAAGGUGACCAUUUCAAUCCUCCACAUUAAAACCAAAUACUUACUCGAUGGGACUCAGCCUAUUUUCCUCAGCGCGUCCAAUUUCGCCCCGUUCAUGUUGGAACAAGGGCAUGGUGUCUUUAUCAACAUCACAAGUACUGGCUUCACCCGACCUCGACCAGGGUUUGCGAUCUAUAAUGCGUCAAAAGCGGCCGUCACGGGGUUCACCAAAACACUGGCACUCGAAUACGCACCAGUCAUCCGCUUCAACUGCAUUGCCCCCGCAAUUGGAAAUACUUCAAUGUUGAGAAAGUCUAUCGGGACUGGCGCUGGCUCUGAUCAGAAACUGCACACUGUUAUGGAGUCUAUACCAAUGAAGAGGGUCACUGAACCCCAAGACGUGGCAAAUGCCGCCUGGUACCUAGGUUCCGAUCAGAGCACAUUUGUGACCGGCACAACUCUGGAAGUGGACGGAGGAAGAGGAGUAUAG
Molecule: messenger RNA, 720 nt
Organism: Penicillium brasilianum
Lineage: Eukaryota; Fungi; Ascomycota; Eurotiomycetes; Eurotiales; Aspergillaceae
Source: the annotation of a GenBank genome assembly